Messenger RNA from Myzus persicae (green peach aphid), 2240 nucleotides. Its product is annotated as probable vesicular glutamate transporter eat-4. The record is from RefSeq and is a predicted model, not a curated record. The transcript has 10 exons. Gene Ontology annotation, cellular component: excitatory synapse; synaptic vesicle membrane. The coding region runs from base 224 to 1648 and encodes 474 amino acids. Lineage: Eukaryota; Metazoa; Arthropoda; Insecta; Hemiptera; Aphididae. Gene Ontology annotation, molecular function: neurotransmitter transmembrane transporter activity; L-glutamate transmembrane transporter activity. Gene Ontology annotation, biological process: regulation of synapse structure or activity; synaptic transmission, glutamatergic; neurotransmitter loading into synaptic vesicle.
UCAGUAUAUUAAUGUUAUUCGUUGCUCACACUACACGUAGACUGCAAGAUACACGAUCGGUUCAUCGUUUUUACACAUUUGAAACGUUCGGGGAACUAUCGAGCAUUGAUAUUGUAUUUUUCAAAUAAAUAAAAUCAAAAUAAAGUUUUGACUGUCAAAAAAAUACACAGCUGCUGCUGUUAAUGAACCCGUCUGCCAGCUGGUUUAUUUUAAAACGUGAAUAAUGAAUUUCGGAGAUAACGCGAUCAGUAGAUGGAUUUCUCCGCCUCACUCACAAGUUCCAGAACAACCGUCGCCCAGUUUCGUCGACAGGUUUGAUCGUUUGAAAACUACAUAUUGGAACAGAGGAUACGGGAUAGUUAUGCUUGGAAUUAUAGGUGUAUCCAUUACGUCAGUUCAGUCGUUUAUGUAUUAUAAAUUUAUUGAUUUUGUGGGAGAACAAAACAAAAUUGACUUUUCUCAUUAUGGUUGCGUAUCUUACAAUAUGGAUGGAUAUUAUAUUGGUUUAAUACCUGGUGGUGUCUUAGCUACUGUUUAUCCGGCUCACAAUAUUUUAGGGAUUUUUGUCGCCAUAUCGUCGAUUGGCCAUUUAUUAAUAAUCAUGAGUAUACAUUACUUAAACGCUUUCACGCAUUGCAUCCUACAGUUUUGUGUAGGAACGACAUUGGCCGUGGUGGAUGUGUCAAUUGACAGGGUUUGGACGUAUUGGGUCCCACUGAACAAACAAUCAAUACGCCACGUUCCAAUAGUGUUUUACGUGUUGAUAUAUGAUGGCGGAUUUCUCUACGAUAAUAUUGAUAAACUCCACGAUGCACAUUCAUCUUAUACUUUAACUCUAUUUACUGGUGUGAUUGGAUUGGCGUGGUACGUUUUAUGGUUGUACGUGAUCAAUGGGAAUUAUUCAUUCAGGGGAAUGAACCUCGAUUUUAUUUUGUUUGGAGGUUCAAACAACUCGCGAUAUUCUUUUGGAACAUCUGGCGUUUCGUUAACCCGAUCAAUAAUAUCGGACAUCCCGUGGAAAUCGAUUUGCACUUCUAAGCCGCUCCUCGUGAUUGUUUUAUUAUGCUUUUGUGACGCUCGACUUACAGAAUCAUACGAUAGUGAUGUAUACGGUGAAGACUUGUUCGAAUGGAAUUUGAGAACAUACACUAUCAUCUUAUUGUUACUUUUCGUCGUCCUAGUAGAAUUAGUUCCAGAAAUCAUCGAACCCAUUUCCACCUCCACAGUCAGAAAGUUCUGGAGUUGCUCAUAUUUCGGUUCAGCGGGCAUAAUUUUUAUUCUGGAAGCCGUUUUUGGCCACACUGCAAGAACUAAUAAAAUUAGCAAAUAUUUUCUCAAAGAAAUGGAUUAUCUUUAUAAUUUUGGAUUCAACAUAAAUGUUUUGGACAUCGCACCAAAGUAUGCUAGUUUAAUAGAUAGUUUAUUGCUGAGCAUACAUUAUAUUUCCAAAUUUUUGUGGGUCUAUGUAAAUAGAAUAUUGAGUUAUAGGAUACUUAACGAAGUCGAAACUGCUGUCCUGAUGGCGAUAAUAUGUUUUGCGGUGGCUGUGUUGUAUGCCAUUUUCGCUUCGGGCGAACAACAGCCAUGGGCAGAAGAGCUGGUAGAAGAAAACCAACAAAAUAUGAUGGAAAAUGACAAUAAAUCAUAAUAAUUUACCAUGUACAUAACAAUAAAAUUAUGCAUUACAAUAAUUAUUAAUAUGAAUAAUAAUAGGCACAUUAUUAAAUUCUACAUUUUAUAUUUUAAUAUAAUCGUGUGAAGACACGAAUUAUGUUGGCGUUUGUGUAGAUACUAGAUACUUUCCAGCAGCGCAAGACAAACAAAUAUUUAAUAUAAAAAUAUAAAAUAUUUAUAUACCCACUAUAAAACCAUAAAAGUUUAUAAUAUGCCUUGUAAAUAUGUCAUAAGCUUUAGUCGACGACAACAUAAGUUACUCAUAGAAAAACUCUUGGCGGCUAGGGUAUACAAGUAUAUGUUGCAGUAAAUGUAGUAUAUUAUACGUAAAUGAGGCCUACACAUUUUUUAUUCAUACGUUAGGCCUAGAAAUAUUUUUACCAAAUUAACAUUUUCUAUUCAAUUACUCAGACUUAAGACUGAAAAUAGAACUGUAUUAAUAUUGGUACAAUUAGUCAUAUAUAAGUAUUAGGUAUAUCGAUUUUAUCGAUUAAAUUGUCAAAAUUGUUGUGCAAUUCCAAAAAAGUUUGCACUGUGAUUUAGGUAAAAUAUAAAAGUUCGAGCAU